Molecule: messenger RNA, 3866 nt
Organism: Linum trigynum
Lineage: Eukaryota; Viridiplantae; Streptophyta; Magnoliopsida; Malpighiales; Linaceae
Source: the annotation of a GenBank genome assembly
CGAUGGUCGAAGAGUGACAAAAGUGCAAUCCCUACGGGGUAUAUCUCAAAUUGGCGCAAGCACUGCAACGAGAGAAAAACAGUCAAUACGAAAUUGAUCACUUUCUAAUUUCUCACACGACCUCUCGAGUCUCGACUCGAAUCUCCAGUAGCGUGCAGCAGCUGUGCUACUGAAUCGACGAGGGUUGUUGAUUUGGCUUCGCUUACUGAGCCCGCGCGAAAGAGAGAGAUGCAGUACUGGUCGGAACAAGAAAGAAGGAGAGGAGUUCUCUGAGUUGUUCUCCCCAUUUCUUAUUCUUCUGAACUAUCCUGUUCUUUGUAGCAUGUUCGCGAUGGCCACGACGUUGACGAUGAUGAGCGGUCAUGACGCCGCUGACGGCGGAGGAGGAGGAAGUCAAAUAUCGCCGACGAGCCUCUUUUCUUCUUCUUCUUCUACUUCUUCUUCUCCGCCGUCGUUGCACCCGGGAAAGGAGCAACAAGCCGCCGGAGUUGGCAUCCUCCUUCAGAUCAUGAUGCUGGUCCUCUCCUUCGUACUCGGCCACGUCCUCCGCCGUCACAAAUUCUACUAUCUUCCGGAGGCCAGUGCUUCUCUUCUCAUUGGGUUAACUGUUGGCGCGCUUGCUAACAUCUCUGACACUGAAACUAGCAUCAGGUCUUGGUUUAAUUUCCACGAGGAAUUUUUCUUCCUCUUCCUGCUACCCCCAAUUAUCUUUCAGUCAGGUUUCAGUCUUCAACCAAAACCGUUCUUCUCCAACUUCGGGGCCAUUGUAACUUUUGCUAUCCUGGGAACCUUUAUAUCUUCAGUUGUUACUGGCGUUCUAGUUUACCUUGGUGGUCUAAUGUUCCUCAUGUACAAGCUCCCAUUUGUCGAAUGUCUAAUGUUUGGCGCUCUGAUAUCAGCCACAGACCCGGUCACUGUCCUAUCCAUAUUUCAGGAACUUGGAACGGAUAUGAAUCUGUAUGCACUGGUGUUCGGAGAAUCGGUUCUUAAUGAUGCGAUGGCGAUAUCCUUGUAUAGGACUAUGUCCUUGGCAAGAAGUCAUGUAUCAUCUGGACAGAAUUUCUUCAUGGUGGUUGUCCGGUUUCUCGAGACCUUUGUUGGAUCAAUGUCUGCAGGCGUAGGAGUUGGAUUUAUUUCAGCAUUGCUUUUCAAAUAUGCUGGUCUGGAUAUUGACAAUCUCCAGAACUUGGAGUGCUGCCUAUUUGUUCUUUUUCCGUAUUUUUCGUACAUGCUUGCUGAAGGUCUGGGCCUCUCUGGAAUUGUGUCAAUAUUAUUCACAGGAAUUGUCAUGAAACAUUAUGGCUACUCAAAUCUGUCAGAAAAUUCUCAACGCUUCGUUUCUGCAUUUUUCCAUCUGAUAUCAUCACUGGCUGAGACAUUUAUAUUCAUAUACAUGGGAUUUGAUAUUGCGAUGGAACAGCAUAGCUGGUCCCAUGUUGGGUUUAUCUUCUUCUCAAUUAUAUUCAUUGGAGUUGCAAGGGCAGCUAAUGUCUUUUCUUGUGCAUAUAUGGUCAAUUUGGUUCGACCUUCCCAUCGUCACAUACCUAUAAAUCACCAGAAAGCACUCUGGUAUAGUGGACUUCGAGGGGCUAUGGCUUUUGCACUGGCGCUGCAAUCUGUUCAUGAUUUGCCGGAAGGACAUGGCCAGACUAUAUUCACUGCCACAACUGCUAUAGUUGUCUUGACGGUGCUCCUGAUUGGAGGUUCAACAGGUACUAUGCUAGAAGCUUUGCAAGUUGUUGGCGAGGGGCACGAGAGCCCCUUGGAUGUGGACGAAGUAAGCUUUUCCGUUUACCGACUCUAAUUACUCUUCGAUUUUUUUCAAUGCUCAUAUUUGUUUACCUGAAAUAGUGCGCUCUUUCACCUAUUUGUUCUGUGUCUCCUUUUCCCAUUUCCAAGUCUUCUGUAGCAAAUUAGGCAAUUAAUUAACCAAUAUACUAUGGCUGUAACUCCACCUUGACCGGGUUGGUAAAACACUGGUUUUAACUGACGCUAAAUGUGAACAUUCAAGUUGUAUAUAUCAACCGUUCAUCUGUUAACUGACCACUGAGGUGGAAUAUUUUUAAUCAACAUAGUAAUUCAGAUGUUUAAUAACAAAUGUAAAGUAGCAAUAUUUCUAAAUCUGGCCAUGCAUGCGUAGAUCAUUUGCUCUUGUCCAUGCAACAUGCCUAUAGAUAAUGAUCUGUCGCUUUACUUGAACUGUUCUUCACUACUUUGCAUUUGUAGACUUCUGGUGAUAAUUUUCGAUACAUUGCUCCUCCCUACGAUGAUGAUUCAACAUCAGAGAAUAGGUUCAAGCUGAAACUGAAGGAGCUCCGCAGGAGGUAAGAUAGAAAUUCUUCCCCUUUGCACAUCGAAAUACUUAGCAAGGUUUUUCCUAAGUUUCUUGUCUUAAUUUUUUGUUCAUAUCUAUCAUCUAACUGUUUUUGUCUAUUUCCAGCACCCCGUCGUUCACAUCACUAGAUAGGAAUUAUCUCACCCCAUUUUUCACUACACAAAAUGGAGAUGAAGGUGACAUUGAUGGUAAGCUUCCGUUCUGAUGUCUUGUUUAAGGAAUAGCUACUCAUUCGAAAAGAUGAAAAUUUUGGCCAUCAAUAGGAGUUUAAGACCUCAUACUUUCCAUGUACUACCUGAGAUUGUAAUUGGUAAAAGGGGGAAAACAAGUUCUCUUUGUUAAGGUCGUAGCUUCCAAACCAUGGAAGAUGGUUUUUAGUCACGAGCCUAAGAUUUUGGUGUUGUUUUCUCUUAAUUAUUUGGUGUUGUUUGCUUUGAUCGUUUCUGUGAGGAUACUCUAGCAGUCCAUCUUAAGAUUUUAACUUUAUGGCUGGAAUUCUUCACUUGCACUUCGAGGUAUCUCCAGGAAUGGGCCAGUGAUGGGGUUGAGGAGGUCUGUUUGAAUCUUUUAUUUUGUCUGAAUAUCCUGAUCAGUGACAUUCUUAGAAACAAAAGUUUUGAUAACUAUGUAAACUUUGGCUGGGAUCCGGCUUUCAUGUUGGCUGGUUGAUGGUUGACAUGGCUCUUUCUUUGUUGUAUCGAGUUUCUGCAGUCAUAACGUCAUGUUUAAUUGUUAAAAUGGGUCUUGUUUUCCAUGGAGCAGAUGAGCCCAUGUCGAGUUCUAGAAGAGGAAGUUUCUAUGGGGAUAACUCAAGGAAUGCAGCAGUGUCAACUAGGCAUGAUAUGUAGAUUGUAGAUUACUCAAGGAAUGCAGCAGUGGUGGCACCGCGAGGUAGAGAUUUCAUUUCAUGGGUCUUUCUUGUACAUCUGCCAAGGCUAGGAAGGUACUAACAUUGUAAAACUUGCUUAGAUUAGAGAUAAUAAUCCGCAUAGGGGUGCUAUUUGAACUGCACCUUUGACAUGGAUGUAUAGAGUGAAUGGAAUGUGCUUAUACUUUACAUUUAGAACCUUUUUCCUGAUGGUGGAUUCAGUUGAUAUAUUUAGGAGAAUGAAAAUCGCCUUUGGUUUUGGUAUGCCAACUAAAUCUACACUUGGGUUUCACCGUCGAUCAAUGUGGUUUCAAUUCAAAAUACGCAUGGAUGUUCCCACUCCUUGGAGGGUAAUUGUUGCUCUGAAUUAUCGAUCUUAUACUAUUUAUUAACAUGCUCAUAUUAAUACAACUCAUUCUUGUAUAGUCGAAGUUCAGAUCAAGGAGAAUGACAACUUGUUUCCCAUUUGUUUCCUACUUAUCAUCUGCAAAGUGAAUGUCAUUAGAAGAAAGGAUUUAAUACCAAUCAAAACCUGGAAAAUAGCGGUCCAAUCUAAUUUUCUUCUUCGUUUUGGUUAAUUUAAUUAAAAAAUUUAUUUAUAUUUAAAUAUGAGGUUUGUCAUCAUAUUUGUAAUAUUUAUUUUAUUAAAAUAUGAGUGUUAGA